AUGGGUUCUGAAUAUUUUGAAACAAAUUCCCUAGACUUUACCGAAUUUUGGGCCAACACAGGCGUGAAAAGCGAAGUCCUUCGCGGCGCAAAGCUACGGGAGGAGAAACCCAACUGUAGUAAAAAUCAACAACAGUUUACACCAGUUAAUAUCAAUAUAAACGGCUCUGUAAAGAAGAUGAAUAAAUAUAGGCAUGGCAAACGUAAACGAGGUACAAAUACAAAGAAGUAUAGCAGAUGUCCAAUGAGAAUAGCAGAACUAGCUGUUCCGACUAAGCGUCAAUGUCUUGAUACCUGGAGAAAUAGAGGGAAGACUCUCCCUAACUUCAUGGUAGAAAGGUUGCGACAACACGUUAUGGAUGAAAGAGCCGUGGUCCAUAUUAAUGAUGCAAUUUAUUGCUUUAAAUCUCACAAAGCCAAACGAUCUAGACCAAAUAAAUUAAAGUCUAUAAAGAAAGGAAACAUCGAUAGAACAAAAUUAUUCUGCGCUAUUUUUGGACACAGAAUUGUAUUGAAGUUAUUGCCACCUGGACGAAUACCAGUACAUACGAGUUUAAGGAAUCUAACUGAAAUCGUAAACAAUGACAUUGAACAGCUUCUUGGAAAAAGGAAAAGAAAUACCAUUCAUAAAACAAUACGAGACGAAAUAUCAGAAAAGGUGACUGUUUGGAUUGCGAGUGUUCUUGACGACUCGGAUAUUAAGUUAAUGAUGGAUGACUUAGAAGGCAAUUAA
Messenger RNA from Pieris macdunnoughi, 732 nucleotides. The record is from the annotation of a GenBank genome assembly. Lineage: Eukaryota; Metazoa; Arthropoda; Insecta; Lepidoptera; Pieridae.